AUGGGCGGCAUCAUUGCCUUCUACGGCGCGAAUCUUUACGUGGCCGCCAUCCAGCCUUGUCAGAACGCGAGCAUCGCAGAUAUCUCGCAGCAGAAAGAUGUGGUGGCGCGGUACGAUGACACGGCAGACAGCUUCGACAGCGAGGUCGGCUUCUCGGAGUGGCUGAUGGGCAUCAACAAGACCCGCAAACAGCUUGCCCACAUGUGUCACGGCCAUGUCUUGGAAGUCAGCUGUGGCACGGGCAGGAACUUGGGUUACUACGACUACAGCGAAGGCGGCUGCGUCGACAGUCUGACAUUUGUGGAUAUCAGCCCGCAAAUGAUUGAAGUCUGCAAGAAGAAGUGGAUCGCGCUUUUCCAAAGGACACACGCAUCAUCCUCACGCUUUGGCGGCGGCGGCGUCAAGCAUGGCAUGUCAAUUCGCUUCUUGCCUGCUUCCGCUCUGGGCCCGAUGCCAUUGGCGCCGACUGAGCCUCCUAGGAAGUACGAUACAAUUAUCCAGACUAUGGGUUUAUGUUCAACAACUUCGCCUGUAGAGCUGCUCGAGAAUAUGGUCAAGUAUCUGGACACCAGCAAUCCUGAGUCGAAGAUCCUCCUGCUGGAACACGGUCGCAGCUACCAAGAGUGGCUGAACCGCAUACUGGACAAUUCCGCAGAGAAGCACGCUGAAAUCCAUGGCUGUUGGUUCAAUCGCGAUAUUGGCGCUCUUGUUGCAGACGCCGCAGCCAAGACGGGUCUGGAGGUGGUCCGCGAGAAAAGACGCCACUUUGGUACCACUUGGCUGUUUGAACUCAGGCCAAAACCCUCUCCUAUCCAGAAAACCUCCACAUUACAAGUGCAGUCCGAACAGCUGGAGGAAGAGCAUCAACAGCCUGCCAAGCGGUGGUUUGGCUUCAGCGACAGAUCAGACAAGGACUAAAGCCAUUCUGGCCAUGCAUCAGACUUGAAGCAACGACAUCUCAGGCAUACCAGGCCGUUGCUCACAAUGGAGGGGCCUGAGAGAGAGACAAGAACGUAUCGCGUCGCGUCGCCCAUCAGAUUCGGCUGCUCAUGAUGCAGAUCUGCGGGCUGCAUAGCAUUCAACUCGCCUUGCGCAGAUGCCACCGAGUACAUGCACUAUUAUUACACUGCCCGGAGAUGAAGACGCCAGGCCGUAAGUCAAGCCGCGCGGCCAUCAGUCAACAAUUGAUCAAGGAGCAUUUGAACUUCGAGGGAUUGAAAAGCGAUUUCUUCAUCCUUUGCUGAGCAAUCUCCAAGGAUGCGGCACAACGUCACUUCUCUCGAAAUCAAUUGCUGGUCAUAAAUGCUUUGAACGUUGCAAUGAUUUUACUUGGGAAGUGGUCGAGCAAAUGCCCUCGUCAACACGGAAACUGUUGAAGGAAAGAGAGCAUCUCCAGCUCGUGGAGAAAUGUUUCCGAUUGCAUACUCCAACCUGUUACCAGACAACUGCAGCUCGUACGAAAAGCUUCACCAAGAGAUGUGCCACGGCCUUGAUUUCAUUUGAUGCUU
Messenger RNA from Pseudocercospora fijiensis CIRAD86, 1508 nucleotides. RefSeq lists its product as uncharacterized. The record is from RefSeq and is a predicted model, not a curated record. NCBI's taxonomy places the organism in Eukaryota, Fungi, Ascomycota, Dothideomycetes, Mycosphaerellales, Mycosphaerellaceae. Bases 1 to 918 code for a protein of 305 amino acids. The transcript has 2 exons.